CGGCGAAGGUAACAGCUUAUCUAUCAAAGAGGUGAUGCCGAUUCGAGCGGCCUGCCCUGACGCAUUCUCCGACAUUAUGGCACCUGCACUGUAGAUGCUCGAGGCGGGGAGCAGUGGAGCUCCAUCGCUGAGGGACGCCGUCGCUAUUCAUCUUUAAUCCUGACGACAGAUCUCCUAUAGCUUCCAAGGUUCAGAUGAUGGACGUUCCUUCAGCUUACUUAUGAUUCCUACGAUGAAAAAUCCGAGCACUCAUCUGAUGGCACUCGAGGGUGAAGGCCUCGACAGGCGCCAUGUCGAUUCGGGAGGUGGUGGGGCAAGCCAUGCUUGUACAGUUAAGAGGACGGCUUUCUGCGGGUUCUGCGAAGUAAUCCCGCAAGAUCCCUUUCAUUCCUCCAAGCGCAGUCUGUUUGGUGGUAGCCGGACCGGCGGCAAGCUUCAACCUCUGAAAAAAACCCAGCCCCCUGCAGCACCUGCGAAUGAAGUCCGGGUGCCUCAAGAUGCACUGUCGUCGCCUUCCACUGCUUCCGGCCCGAGGUCGAAGGCUUCCCUGCUCGCUCUGCGCAAAAUCUCUGCUCCUCCCGGUCUAGAUGCUCUUCCGGCUCUCAAGGACUACCCUAGUUAUGGACAAAGCGGACAUAGACCUCCAGUGGACAUGACAUUUCUAGGCGGUGCAGAGUUACGACCAGUGGUAUCGGAACCGCCGUUGAACUUCGAAGGAUCAAGGAGCAAGGAAAUAUGCCAUGCAACCUGGGACAUCUCAGUUGACUCUAGGCAAUCCCUUCAGACCCGGUCUGAAGCCGAUGGCAGAGUGGCUGAAGCAUCAACAAGAGAUGGAAAGCGCAACAUCCCUCAAUCCGAACUGCUAAAUUUUUCUUCGCCUACAUCACUACCUGGUUCAGGAGAAGUUGUGUUGCAGCUCAAGAGCUGUUUGAAGCACAAGGAGCCCCAGGGCUCGGAGCAGGAAGCGUCUCGCUUUGAGGGUGGUGCGGGGCUCGAUUGGCAUGCGCUGACGGUCAAGAACACGCGCAACGCCGCCCUGCUGCAGUCGUCGCCAAGCAAGCUAGGGCUAACAGUACAAGCAUCUUCCGACCCUAUGUUUCCACUGAUACAUCAGAGCAAAGGGGGAACAGGACCUCGCGUUGUCGCGCCUCGCGCGGUGAUGAAAGCCUUAAGCUUUGGCCCUGAUUUUACGACCGACGGCGACGUAACUUCAACGAUCACAUCUACAGCACCAGCACCAGCGCCAUUGUCAAUGUUACCGUCAGCUACUGGCUCCACACCCGCCCCUUCCACCCCUUCUGCGCCGGAGAGUGCAGUGAAUAUCACUGAAGGCCCACCUGUUGUUCUACCAGAAGACGGAGCUUCCGAACUGGAGACUGUGGUAGGCGGGACCGAAUUCUCUCACAUGUCUCUUUCUCCCAUCCUGCCAAGAAUGGAAGAUGCGGAGCCAUCGGUGGCGCAGCACAAGGGUCAUCGCCCCAGCCUUCUAGGGCGGUCUUCCAAUAGACUUAUGGCCAAGUUGACCUCGUUUCGAGGGCAGCCGGAUGGGGCUGGCGGGACCGACGAAGGUGACGGUCAUCUCAGCGACGGCAGGCUGAUACCCCUCAACGAAACGUGCAGCUGCAAAGACUGCACUCCUCGCUUGCUCCACGGCCUUUCUCCCGACUAUGAGAUACCCUUCAGCCGAACGGCAAAAGCCAAAUGGAUUCGCGAUCGGCAAGCAGCUCAAAUCCUUGCUGAGCAGAACAUGGACGCGCAGGAACGCCUUGCACGCCGUGAAGCGAUUCUGCAAGUCAGAGUCAAUUCUCCGGAUAUGGUCAAUAUGUGCGGCAGUGACAUCCUCAGAUUGUCUUCCCCGUCUCCAACACCCCGGCUUCCAGGCAGUUUCGCAUCUAAACAUCCUCUCCCCAGACCCGACGGCAGACCCGCCUUCCCUCUCAAUGACGACGAUGACGGACCCACAGACGAGGUUCCUGUUGCUGAGGAGCUCAAUAGUCAGAGCAUCGAAAUGCCGAACCCUUUCUCUAUUCCACCUCACAAGGUCAAGGCCGACGAGCUGCACAUGAGCCACUCCAAGUCGGAGCUCAUGGUUGAGGAGAAUUCCGCGUCGCCUCCGUCGGCGCCUGUGCAUCCGACGCCUUCGCCUCGGCCCCCUUCCACAAGCCCAACACCUCAGGUUCCUUAUCGAUCUCUGUCGCCGGACGCAUAUGCGUAUCUGCCUCGAAGUCUUACGCCCAACGAGGCCUCACGUGAGGCUUCCGCCGUGGACCAAGCCCUGCGAGCCUCAAUUGAGGCAGAACUCCGCCGCAAGGAGGAGCGAGCCAAGCGGAAAGCCAAGGGCCAAUUGGGCGGAGCCCGCGCUAUGUAUCUGCUGCUCGAUGAGGCUGAAGCACGAGAGCGCGAAGCAUCCAUCGAGCGCGAACGGCUGCGCAAGGAGACUGCUUCUCCAAUUGGAGGUUGCAUCGCCAACAUUGGCUACGAUGACUCGACGCUCAGUAUUACCACAUCGCCGCCACUACGCGGCAAGAGCCCAAGCAUAAUCCAUCGAGGAAUCACACCGCCCGUGCGAGCGUCGUCGCCGCUCAAUCGCAAGUCGUCACCUUUUCAUAUGAAACACAGAAGACAAUCGCUCAGUCAGAGUGCAGCUGACUUUGCCCAGAGGCUGUCUACCCCGUUCCCGGGUCCUGCAUCUUCAAGGCACCUACCGCCUCUCCUGCAGGACGAUGUCAGGAUCAUACGAACAGACUUGCCUGUCGUAUUGUCAUCGAGCGACGUUGCACGCGAGACUGUCGGCGGCGACCCGGAACAAAGUCUCAUGGUACCUUCAGAGGGCAAAGCCUGCCUCUCUCCCAAUUUGCCGACCAUCCGCGAUCGUGAAGUAUCCACCGCUUCAAAUCGAUCAGAUCCUGGCAUCCCAUACCGCCACCCUCCACCGCCAAGACGCCCCGAUAGCACGCCAGUCCACCAAGGAAUCCAAAAGCACGGCUCUUCUGAAACCCCGAAUCAUGCGAACGCGCACGAAACGACGGCUGCAGUUGCAAACGCGCGACCAUUAAGUCCCCCUGUGCCAGGGAAGGUCACAUCCAGCAUCAAAGGGCUGCUCAGCCGACGAAAGUCGAGCAAGCAGUAAAGUGAUGUCGUAAAGUUUUACAAGUGGCCUAGUCGAAAUUCAGACAUGUAAAGCCAAGGUUUGCUGUACUUAUUAUUUGAGCAUUCGAGCAUUCAAUUUGGAGGCCCAUCACUGCGGGCGCAACGCUCCUUUCUU
Tilletiaria anomala UBC 951 is the source of this 3265-nucleotide messenger RNA. RefSeq lists its product as uncharacterized. The transcript has 2 exons. NCBI's taxonomy places the organism in Eukaryota, Fungi, Basidiomycota, Exobasidiomycetes, Georgefischeriales, Tilletiariaceae. The coding region runs from base 221 to 3130 and encodes 969 amino acids. The record is from RefSeq and is a predicted model, not a curated record.